Molecule: messenger RNA, 1500 nt
Organism: Archocentrus centrarchus (flier cichlid)
Lineage: Eukaryota; Metazoa; Chordata; Actinopteri; Cichliformes; Cichlidae
Gene: pex12
Product: peroxisomal biogenesis factor 12
Exons: 4
Coding region: 272-1324 (350 amino acids)
Biological process (GO): protein import into peroxisome matrix; protein monoubiquitination
Cellular component (GO): peroxisomal importomer complex; peroxisomal membrane
Molecular function (GO): zinc ion binding; protein binding; ubiquitin-protein transferase activity
Source: RefSeq, a predicted model, not a curated record
AGCGUCAAACCUAAGCCCGAUAGGUGCGUUUGCGUGAUGACGUUGUUGGAAUAAAUUGGAGCGUGUGUAAACCGAAUCGGUGGGUAGCUGUGGACGGUGCACAUUGUACGGCAGGCGGUUAAUAACAGGAGAGAAAUGGGGCGAAAGCAGAGUCUGCGGUAAUGACCAGCGCAGCGUCGCCGUGUGAUACAGACGGAGCCUGAAGAGACGCCAGGAAGUGACGGUGACAGCCCUGCUAGCUGAGAGCUAACGACUAGCAGAGGAAGCAGCCAUGGCUGAGGCCGGAGCCCAUCUCACAUCCACUGUCGUCACUGAGCAGCCAUCAGUGUUUGAAGUCCUCGCACAGGAGUCUUUGAUGGAGACGGUCAGACCGGCACUGAAACAUGCAGUCAAGGUUCUGGCAGAGUCCAACCCAUCCCGUUUUGGCUUCCUUUGGCGAAGCUUUGAUGAGCUCUACCUGCUGCUGGACCUCCUCCUUCAGAACCACUUCCUGUCUAACUGCAGUGCCUCCUUCUCUGAGAACUUCUAUGGCUUGAAAAGAGUUUCAGGUGGGCGGAGACUUCCUGUACGCCUCGGGCUGACCAGGACAUCCCGCUGGUGGUCUCUUCUUCUUCUGUGCCUGUUGCCAUACCUGCAGGCCAAACUGGAGGCGACGUUGAAGCGACAGAGGGAUGAGGAGGACUUCUCCAUCCGGCUGGCGCAGACAAGGAGCCAGAGGCUGUACCGGGCGGCCGUGGCAGCGUACCCGUACGUCAGCUCAGCCUGGCAGGCCUGGAUCUUCUGUCAGCAGCUGCUGUUUGUCUUUGGAUUCACCAGGACCCACAGUCCUCUCUUAUGGCUGGCCAGGGUCAGACUGGAGCGACUUAACACUCAAGAUAUCAGAGACCUGGAGCGGAAAGCCAGGACCCCUGGCAAACCAGCUGGUGGAAGCUUGAUGCAGAGAGCAUGGUGGAUGAUGUCACAAGCAGCAAGGGGCGUAGCUGUCUCCCUCUCCUCUUCCCUCUCCCUGGGCGUUUUCUUCCUGCAGUUCCUGGAGUGGUGGUACUCAUCAGAGAACCAGAACACGGUCAAAGCUCUCACCUCCCUGCCCGCUCCUCCACCCCCGCUCCACCUGCAGCAGGAUCAGAGCGAGCUGGACUCAGACAGGAGGACCUGUCCUCUGUGCAGGAAGCCCCACGCCAAUGCCACAGCGCUGUCCACCUCGGGCUUCGUGUUCUGUUACCGCUGCAUCUACACAUACGUGAAAAGUAACCACCGAUGCCCGGUCACCGGAUAUCCCACUGAACUGCAACACCUCAUCAAGAUUUACUCACCAGAGAGCUAAACGUGAGUUUCUCUGUGCAGCCUCAGGAUGAAAAAUGUGGAGGAAAUACUGGGGAGUGUGUGUGUAAUCACACACACAAUAUGAGAAAAUAUAUUUUAGGGAUAAUCACAACUGUUUUCCUUUUGUAUACAAUAAAUUGUAUAAUAUGCUUCCAGUUUCUGAUUAAAAAAACAAAU